Cheilinus undulatus (humphead wrasse) is the source of this 873-nucleotide messenger RNA. RefSeq names its product ADP-ribosyl cyclase/cyclic ADP-ribose hydrolase 1-like. Gene Ontology annotation, molecular function: NAD+ nucleosidase activity; phosphorus-oxygen lyase activity. The record is from RefSeq and is a predicted model, not a curated record. NCBI's taxonomy places the organism in Eukaryota, Metazoa, Chordata, Actinopteri, Labriformes, Labridae. The transcript is spliced from 8 exons. Gene Ontology annotation, cellular component: plasma membrane. The coding region runs from base 38 to 820 and encodes 260 amino acids. Gene Ontology annotation, biological process: positive regulation of B cell proliferation.
CUUCUACUGAGCUGGAUUUUCGAGGGAAAGAUUUACAAUGGGGUCUUUUAAGACCUGGGCCAUCGCUGGUGUCGUCAUUUCUACGAUGGUUGUGGUCGUUGUGGUCGUUGUUACUUCUGUGAGUUCUAAAAAAGAUUUCAGAGAAACAUUCAUGAAGAGGUGCUUGGAGUUUCCAGAAAACCAAACCAUCUGUGAAAACCUUUGGACUACCUUUGAACAAGCCUACGUAGGGAUAGACAAAUGUAACGUUUCUGAAGAAAACUACGGUCCGUUCUUAGCUGAGAUUUCCUUCAAGCAUCCAUGUGGCGAGACGAUGUUCUGGAGCAAAACCUAUGAUUUGGUCCAUGAAUUCACCGAGGAGACAGGAUGUUUGUUCACGCUGGAGGACACUUUGUUGGGACACUUGGUGGAUGGGCUGAGCUGGUGUGGGAAGAGGGGCAGUAAAGAAACUUUCACUCAAAACUGCGAGGACUGUGAGUACUACAACCCUGUGAGUUCAUUCUGGAGAGCAGCCUCCACCAGAUUUGCCCAGCAUGCCUGUGAGGAGGCGUCAGUGAUGCUUGACGGUGAGAGAACAGAACCAUACGAUUCAAACAGUUUCUUUGGAGGUGUAGAGGUCCCAAAUCUUCAACCAUCCAAGGUUAAAAGCCUCACUGUCGUCCUGGUCUCCAAGGAGGACAGAGGAAACUGUACCUGUGAAUCCUUGGGGAGUUUGAGGAAGGACCUGGAUUCAAGGAUUGGUUGUACCUGUGAGGCCGUCACUCAGUCACAUGUGGAGACGUGCAUAAAAACAGGCGCGCCCUGUGGAGGCUGCUGGUGAAGACGUCUGUGUUUAAUGUGAAAUGAUAACACAGGACAAAAGAAAGCUGCUUU